Molecule: messenger RNA, 225 nt
Organism: Miscanthus lutarioriparius
Lineage: Eukaryota; Viridiplantae; Streptophyta; Magnoliopsida; Poales; Poaceae
Source: the annotation of a GenBank genome assembly
AUGGUGAAGGUGCCGACGGUGUCGGUGCACCUGGCGGGCGGCGCGGAGGUGGCGCUGCCGCCGGAGAACUACCUGAUCCCCGUGGACACGCGGGGCACGUUCUGCCUGGCGCUGGCCGGCACGGAGGGCGGCGUCUCCAUCGUGGGCAACAUCCAGCAGCAGGGGUUCAGCGUCGUGUUCGACGGCGACAAGCAGCGCGUCGCCCUGGUGCCCAAGAGCUGCUAG